AAGGCCACCAUAUUAUAUAUAUAGAUAGAUUGAGAGAGAACUUUUCAUUCAAUUUGCUUCAAAUGAUUUGAGAACUUUUCAUUGUGUUUACUCUUUUAAGGCAGUCUUCUCUGUCUCAAUUGGUAUUUUUUUUCUCACAAAUAUAGGGAGCAACGAAAGAUCUUCCCCCCCCCCCCCCCCCCCCCUCUCUCUCCUUCCAUUAUUGAUCUCCAGCAGCAUCUAAAUCUGCAAUAGAAGGGAAGGCAUGAUUCCUCGUAGUGUCUCUCUAAAUUUUUUCUUGCUAUUUCUAGUCCGUGAAAUAGCAACUGUAUCAGCACUAAUUAUGGCGAAGCCUAAUUGUAUAGACACUUGUGGAAACAUUAGCAUCCCUUUUCCAUUUGGAAUAGGAACAGGUUGUUACAUGAAUGACUGGUUCUCAGUUGAUUGCAACAAAACAACUGCGGAUUCUCCCAGCAGGGCUUUCUUAAGCAGGAUCAACAUGGAGGUCUUGGAGAUUUCAAUAAGGGACAUGAGUAAUAUGGUUCGAGUAAACAGUCCAAUAAUUUCCUCCGGCUGUUCUGGUAGAGGUGCCAACUCAGCCAUUAAUAUGACUGGAAGUCCUUUCGCCUUCUCUUCCUCAAAUAUCUUCACCGCAAUGGGCUGCAACAAUCGUGCUUUAUUGAACGGAAUUGAGCCAGAAAUUGUUGGGUGCACGUCAACUUGCGGUAAAGAAAAUAGUUACUGUUCUGGUAACAAUUGCUGCCAGACCACAAUUCCCUCGAGUCUCCAGGUGUUCAACGCGAGUUUGGGGACCCCAGAGCACCCUAUUAAUGAUCAAGGCAGAAAUCAAUGCAAGGCAGCUUUUAUAGUAGAGGAAGAAUGGUUCCGGAACAAUAUAUCAAGUCCCGAGGUGGUGCAAUAUAUGCAAUAUGUUCCAGUAAUCCUGCGUUGGCUUAUGUAUUAUGGUACUGACAUCCCUGAAGGUGUAACAUUGUAUUCUGAUGCAAAUAAUUCUGAUGCAAAGAAUUCUGAUGCAAAGUAUUGCGACCCCCCUGUGAACUUAACUUCUGGUAGGUGGGGUUUGAGAACAGUAACAUUGUAUUCCAAUUCAACUACUUGUUGGUGCAGCCCGGGCUAUGAUGGCCAUCCGUAUCUUCCUGAUGGAUGCACUGAUAUCGAUCAGUGCAAAAUUCCCGGGGUAAAUUGGUGUUCGGGGAUGACAAAAUGUGUGAAUGUACCGGGGUGGUACAAGUGCGAGCUUGACAAAGCUAAGAUCACUUUCUUAAUUCUAGGUGCGGCCACUGGAUUGUUGCUGCUGCUUGUUGGUAUCUGGCGGUUAUAUAAACUUGUAAAAAAAAGGAAGAACAUUGAACUGAAGAAGAAGUUCUUCAAACGAAAUGGUGGUUUAUUGCUGCAGCAACAAUUAUCCUCAAGUGAUGGAAGCAUUCAGAAAACAAAAAUAUUUACUUCCAAGGAGUUGGAAAAGGCAACCGAUCGUUUUAAUGAUAAUAGAAUACUUGGUCAAGGUGGCCAAGGAACUGUUUAUAAAGGAAUGCAAGCAGAUGGAAUGAUCGUUGCUGUUAAAAAAUCCAUAUUAGUGGAUGAAGAAAAGUUGGAAGAAUUUAUCAAUGAGGUCGUCAUCCUUUCACAAGUCAAUCAUAGAAAUGUGGUCAAGUUGCUAGGUUGUUGUUUAGAGACGGAGGUUCCUCUGCUAGUCUAUGAAUUCAUUCCCAAUGGAAAUCUCUUUGAGUAUAUUCAUGACCAGAAGGAGGAGUUCGAGUUUUCAUGGGAAAUGCGACUAAGGAUUGCUACUGAAGUUGCUAGGGCACUUUCUUAUCUUCAUUCCGCAGCAUCCAUUCCGGUUUAUCACCGUGAUAUCAAGUCUACAAAUAUAAUGUUAGAUGAGAAGUUCAGAGCAAAAGUAUCAGAUUUCGGAACUUCAAGAUCGAUCGCAAUUGAUCAAACUCAUCUAACCACUCAUGUUCAAGGCACUUUUGGAUACUUGGACCCAGAGUACUUCCAGUCUAGCCAGUUUACCGGAAAAAGUGACGUCUACAGUUUUGGUGUUGUUCUUGCAGAGCUCUUGAGUGGGCAAAAACCAAUUUCUUAUGAAAGGCCGGAAGACAGGAGAAGUUUAGCCACUCAUUUUAUUCUUUUGAUGGAAGAGAACAAGAUAUUUGAUAUUCUUGAUGAACGACUUAUGGGGCAGGACCGUGAAGAAGAAGUUAUCGCAGUCGCUAAUCUUGCAAGAAGAUGCUUGAACUUGAAUGGAAGGAAACGACCAACAAUGAGAGAAGUCGCGAUAGAGUUGGAGCAGAUUCGGGUGUCAAAAGGAGCUCCUCAUGCACAACAAAGUUGUAAAGACCUUGAAAACAUCAGGGAUGAAGUUCCCAACGUAUGGGAAAUUGCUGGACCUACUACUUCAGUAACAAUUGGCGAUUUAGAAAUGGCACGGCUCCAUCUUUGGAUGUCCAACCAUUGAUUUCUCACGAAACAUGGUGAUUAAGGACAUCCACGACUUUUAUGUUCAUUUGAUUUGCAUGAGUUUUAGACAAUUUUAAGAUUUUCUCAUUGUAUUUCCCCUCAUCAGACGUUCCUAAACUAAUCAAACAACAUGUAUAAUUUUUUUUUUUUAAUAGUAAACGAGAGAAUUAUAUAUUA
This is a messenger RNA of Populus trichocarpa (black cottonwood), 2640 nucleotides long. RefSeq names its product wall-associated receptor kinase-like 22. Gene Ontology annotation, biological process: cell surface receptor signaling pathway; protein phosphorylation. The record is from RefSeq and is a predicted model, not a curated record. NCBI's taxonomy places the organism in Eukaryota, Viridiplantae, Streptophyta, Magnoliopsida, Malpighiales, Salicaceae. The transcript has 5 exons. Gene Ontology annotation, cellular component: plasma membrane. The coding region runs from base 245 to 2461 and encodes 738 amino acids. Gene Ontology annotation, molecular function: ATP binding; polysaccharide binding; calcium ion binding.